CCCUGCACCUCAGCUCAACCACUUGUCAACUGGUUGUCUUUGAUAAUUAGCGCAAGCGCUCAGUUUCUUGAAGAACAAGAUCAGAACCCACGAUCCAAUAUGUCUAAGCUUUUCAUUGGUGGCCUAGCAUGGCACACAGAGGAAGCUACUCUGCGUCAGAAGUUUGAGGAGUUCGGCCCUGUCGAAGAAGCUGUGGUGGUUAAGGACCGUGAUACCGGCCGCAGCCGUGGCUUUGGAUUUGUGCGAUACACCCAGGAGGGCGAUGCUCAGAAGGCCAUCGCAACCAUGAACAAUGUCGAGUUUGACGGACGAACCAUUCGAGUUGACAAGGCAUCCGACAAUGGCCCCCGAGGCGGCUUCGGCAGAGGAGGUGGGUACGGGCGAGGCUUUGGGGGACCAGCUCCGUACGGAAUGGCUCCGCCUGGACACGGCUACCAAGUCCCUGCUCCGAACAUGUAUGCGCCUAUGCCUUAUGGCCGGGGAUACCCUCAUCCCCAGCAAGCCUACGGCGCUCCCCCCCAAGGAUUCAUGCCUCAGCAGCAGUUUGGGUACCCUGAUCCUUCUCAAAUGCCUCCCCAGCAACAACACCCUCAGGGUGGAAGGGGAUAUUAGUUGACGUAACUUGAGGCCGGAGUGGAGUGCGUCACAUUGC
Messenger RNA from Fusarium oxysporum Fo47, 652 nucleotides. Its product is annotated as RNA recognition motif domain-containing protein. The record is from RefSeq and is a predicted model, not a curated record. The transcript is spliced from 6 exons. Lineage: Eukaryota; Fungi; Ascomycota; Sordariomycetes; Hypocreales; Nectriaceae. Bases 100 to 612 code for a protein of 170 amino acids. Gene Ontology annotation, molecular function: RNA binding.